CUGUAGUCGUAGGUCUUAGCCGUGUAGGAGGAGAUAUUUGAAUGAAGAAGCCCCUUUCUUCACUUCUUCAACUGUCGACUCUCGUUCUGUUCGUACCUCAGCAUCUCACCGCCUCACCGCUUCUACCGCUACGAUCUUAUCGAUAACGCACACCCCUCAAACGCCUCUGUUGACAUUCACACUCCAAUCGCAAGUUCGAAAGUACUUCUUUCGCUCAAAACACACUGGCAGCCGCAGCCAGACUCCAGCAACUCACAAUGGCCCUCCAAACACCCGUCACCGACGCGACAGCGCCACUGUUCAGCUCUGAACUCAUCUCCCCCGAAGUCCUCAAAGCGCUGCCAGAGGGCUACACCUGCCGACCCCUCCAACGCCAGGACUACCACAAUGGCUUUCUGGAUGUACUGCGGGUGCUGACCACAGUCGGUGAUGUUUCUGAAGAGGCGUGGAACGAGCGCUACAACUGGAUUUCUUCCCGAAACGACUCGUACUUCAUGAUCGCCGUUCUUGACGCCUCCUCACACAUCGUUGGCACUGGCGCAUUGGUUGUCGAGCGCAAGUUCAUCCACCAGCUUGGGCUUGUUGGGCACAUUGAGGAUAUCGCUGUCGCCACGGACCAGCAGGGCAAGAAGCUCGGACUCAGGAUUAUCCAGGCGCUGGACUUUGUGGCCGAGAAGGUUGGAUGCUACAAGACCAUUCUGGAUUGUAGUGAGGCGAACGAAGGGUUCUAUGUCAAGUGCGGGUUCAAGAGGGCUGGACUGGAGAUGGCACAUUACUAUGGACGGUAGAUGUUGGAUUGUUCAGUGGAGCAUUCCGGGGCGUUACAUAGCUCGAGGGAUAGACGUAGCUUCAGAAGAUCACUAGACACUAGACAGAUGAACAUGAACAUGCACGUAUAAGGUACAUACGUUGCUCUCGAACACAGCCAGGAUCGGCUGGCUAACUUGAAAUACUUGUUCUCUACACAAAUCCACAUCUCGGAACUUUUUAAUGUGAUUGCAUGAAUAUGAU
Boeremia exigua is the source of this 1011-nucleotide messenger RNA. Its product is annotated as glucosamine 6-phosphate N-acetyltransferase-like protein. Gene Ontology annotation, cellular component: Golgi apparatus; endoplasmic reticulum; endoplasmic reticulum-Golgi intermediate compartment. The coding region runs from base 258 to 788 and encodes 176 amino acids. The record is from RefSeq and is a predicted model, not a curated record. Gene Ontology annotation, molecular function: monosaccharide binding; glucosamine 6-phosphate N-acetyltransferase activity. The transcript is spliced from 2 exons. NCBI's taxonomy places the organism in Eukaryota, Fungi, Ascomycota, Dothideomycetes, Pleosporales, Didymellaceae. Gene Ontology annotation, biological process: UDP-N-acetylglucosamine biosynthetic process.